Messenger RNA from Saccoglossus kowalevskii, 888 nucleotides. RefSeq names its product synaptotagmin-7-like. Gene Ontology annotation, molecular function: phosphatidylserine binding; clathrin binding; calcium ion binding. Gene Ontology annotation, cellular component: axon; exocytic vesicle; synapse. Gene Ontology annotation, biological process: calcium ion-regulated exocytosis of neurotransmitter; vesicle fusion. The record is from RefSeq and is a predicted model, not a curated record. NCBI's taxonomy places the organism in Eukaryota, Metazoa, Hemichordata, Enteropneusta, Harrimaniidae.
AUGUCGACGGGUGCGUAUGAAGAAGAGAAAGGAACAGAUGAACCUGAUUGUGCAACCAUAGAUCACGGUCUUGGACGACUUCAGUUCCAAGUAUUUUAUGAUUUUACAGAACAAACUUUAGUUGUUAAAAUAUUCAAAGCAGUCAGUCUUCCAGCAAAAGAUUUCAGUGGCACAAGUGAUCCAUUUGUAAAAAUUAUGUUGUUACCAGAUAAAAAACGCAAACUAGAAACGAAGGUCAAGCGGAAGAAACUUAAUCCGAUAUGGAAUGAAAUGUUUCUUUUUGAAAAAUUUCCUUAUAAUAAAUUACAAGAACGAGUUUUACAUUUACAAAUAUUGGAUUAUGACCGAUUCAGUCGAAAUGAUCCUAUCGGUGAGGUCAAUCUACCAUUGGCUGAGCUUGACCUUACCAAUCCAACAACAUACUGGAAAAAUCUGGUUCCUUGUAAAGGGUCAAAGCAAUCAUCAGGUGAGCUGUUACUAUCGUUGUGUUAUGCACCAACUGCAGGGCGGAUUACCAUCGUAGUGUUGAAGUGUAGAGACUUAAAAGCAAUGGAUCUCACAGGAAAAUCAGAUCCAUAUGUGAAAAUUUGGUUAAUGUAUAAAGGAAGAAGAAUUGAAAAGAAGAAAACUCGCAUCAAACACCGUGACCUGAACCCAAUAUUCAACGAGUCAUUUAUUUUCAACAUCACAGUGGACAAGCUCAUGGAUACAACCUUUUAUGUGACCGUCAUGGACAAAGAUCGGCUUAGUCGAAACGAGACUAUUGGCGGCGUUAUCCUGGGGCCGAAGAGUGGCCCGAAGGAAGAGAAGCAUUGGAGUGAUAUGCUCGCGAAACCUCGUGUUCCUGUCGCGGAGUGGCACCAUCUGAAAGAGAUACCAUCUCCAUGA